CUUAAAAAGACAGAGAAGGAAAGCUUGCGAAAGAAUGAAAAGAAAGGAAUUUUGUAGAGACAUCUUUCGGAUUUAGUUACCGUUAGACUGUUGGAUGUAAUAUUUCUUGUAGUAACUUCAACUCUUCAUAGCUGUUGAUGCCUCCUGUUGAACUUUUUCAUUCUGUCAAUGGCUAUCCUCUUGGUAAAGUGUUAUGGAUAAAUGGCAGCAACCAAAAUGUUUUCAAAAUUUAAAGGUUCAACAGUUAACUCCAAUCUUUUCGAGUCCAAUUAUGCUAGAGGUCCAACAACAUACAAUCCAUUUGAAACCAAUCCAAUCUCACAAUAUUUCGAGAUUGGCAAUCAAACUGGAAGUGCAGGACCCGAAUUAGCUUGGAAAAUUUACGAUGCAACUCGAAAAUUGGACAAAAAGGAAGCUUCUGUAUUUUUCUUCAACAAAAAGUCAGUGGACAAACUUCACAAACCCAAACGUAAAGAGGCCAUUUCUGAAAUACUUAAAUUUAGUGCAAAACAAUUGGAUCGUUAUCGUCAUCCCAAAAUUUUGACUCUUUACCAUCCAGUUGAAGAGUCACCAGAGACUUUAGCCUUUGCCACUGAACCAGUGUUGGGAAGCCUUGCCAAUGUACUUGGAUACCUUGAGGAUAGAUUACCACAAAACAUAAACUCACCAAUCAAGCAAUAUUCAUUUCUUGAGUUUGAGGUUAAAUACGGACUUUUACAGAUAGCGGAAGCUUUAUUAUUCUUACACUAUUCUUGUAAAAUAAUUCACCGAAACAUUUGCCCACAAUCUGUGAUAAUCAAUAAGAAAGGGACCUGGAAAUUGGCCGGAUUCGAGUUUACUGAACGAUGUGGUGAUAACGAUAUCAUGAUGCCAAUAGGAUGUCAACCAUUUACCAGUAAACUACCAAAAUCGGCUCAACCUGAUCUCGAUUUCAUGGCACCCGAAGUUCAAAAUCAAUCAUGCUGUAGUCCACAGAGUGAUAUGUUUUCAUUUGGUAUUCUUAUAUGCACUCUCUACAAUAAAGGUCGAUCUCCGUUGGAGUCCAACCUUUCCGUUGUCCAAUAUAAUCGUAAAAUUGAAUUGCUUAGUCGCAAUGCUGUUUCAAUAUUGGACAAUCUUCCCACUGAUUUACAAUUACCUGUUCAAGGUUUGUUAGACUUAGAACCCAGACGAAGACCAACUUCUCAACAAUUUUCAAUGGUAAAAUACCUUAUGGAUCCAUGUAUUCAUGCCCUGCAAUAUCUUGAUGUUAUCCAAAUGAAAGACUCGGCCCACAAGUCAACCUUUUAUUUCAACCUUAAAGAGAUUCUCCCAAAUAUUCCAAAGAAAAUGUGGUUUACUCAUAUCUUACCUUCCAUGGAAGCAGAAUUUCAAAGCUCUGAAGUCUUGGCUGCAGCACUUCAACCUCUUUUACGGAUGAUUGAAGAGUCGACGGUUGAAGAGUAUCAAAACAUCAUUUACCCAAUAGUCAGGAAUAUAUGUUUAAUGCCUAAAUCGGUUCAGGCAACUGUCACUCUAUUGGAAAGCAUGGACAUUUUAAUAUCCAAAACUGCAAAAUCUGAUUUCAAACAAGACAUUCUUCCAAUGGUUUAUAACGCAUUUGAAUCAGCAACUCCACAAAUUCAGUGUGCUGCUCUUCAUGCUGUCUCUUUGGUGAUUGAUGAUCUUGAUCAAUACACAAUUAGUAAAACAGUUCUACCUCGAGCAAAGUUCUUUUUUGAAGGAAAUUCCAAUAUACAGAUUCAAGCCAAUACCUUGAAUUGUAUUGAAAGAGUUUUGGAUAAUCUGGAAAAGACUGAAAUUCUGGAUGAAGUUCUUCCAAUUUUAAGUAAAGCCAAGUUAACCGAACCAAUUGUUCUAAUGCCUGUUGUUCGAAUUUAUAAGCGGAUGAUGAGUGACAAACGAUAUGGUUUAACUGUUAAUCUUUUAGCGACCAAAGUAUUACCUUCCCUGACUCCUGUAGUGGUUUCACCGACUCUUAAACUCGAAGAGUUUUCCCUGUUAGUCAAAUUGUUACAAGAAAUGCUAGAACAUGUUGCUCGUAACCAGCGAAAUAAACUAAAACUCGAACGUCUAUCGAUGCCGUCAAAUGAUGGAAGAAUGCAACUUCAUCGUAAUUUAGAUCAACCCAUUGGCUAUCCUCAUCGACCUCCUUGCCUUAGACUGGAAACUCGUCGAACCUCAAUAUCGGUUGACGAUGUUGUCCGACGUACAACCUCUUCUGGAGCCUCCAGUCCUGACAUUAAUUUACUUCAGGUUCAAGGUAACCUUCCAGGUCGUCGUCAUUCAGAUAACACCAUUCAACCUCCAAGGAUAUUGAUUGCUCCCUCCAGUCCAACAGGUUCCGGUUCCAUGUCAAGACGAUCAAGCUUUGCCAAUCUUCACUUUCGUCGUCAUUCAAGUGCAAAUCCAAACGAUCCUAAAUACAACCAAUCAAUUUUUUCUGCUUACAGUUUCAAGCCUUCCCAAGGGAUUGACUUUUUCAUUCCAAGUUUAUCAAAUGCAAAUCGAAGUCCCAAUCACCAAUCAUCUUCACCAGUUGGUGGUCGUCGUUACUCAACUGCAGCAGUUUUCAAUCAAGGAACCAACUCGACACCUUCAAGUCUCCUUCAAACACUCGGCUCUGGUAUGCAACAACUUUUUGGUAAAUAAAGCUCUCAAUACAUUUGGAUUAUUUGAUAUUUCCAGCAACUUGAACAAUUGCUUAUUAAAACUUGAUCAACUCCUAGUCCCAAUGAAGCUCACUGGAGGACAAAAUGCGGCCAAUUUCAAUUGUUGAUCAAGAAGGCAAAGCGAGAAAAGUUUAAUUACAAUUUUCUUCUUCUUCUCCAUCAUCUUCUUCUUGGCUAACCUGGCAUCAAUUAACAUUUUAAAGGUAAACCUGGAAAUGGUCAACAUGGUCAACAAGAGCUCACUUGAAGCAACGAAGCAACACAUUAAUUAACUUCUUAACCAUUUAAUAAUAAUUUAUUCAAAUUAUGUUGUUAUAUACAUAAAUAUUAUUGCUCCUGGUUUAUUGACUAAAGGAGUAAAGUUGAAAAAAAGUGAGAAAACAUCUCAACUAAUCAAGGCAAUUACAUUUAAUCAAAAACUAAUUAACAUUGAGCUAAUCUAAAGUUAGAUUUAUCAUUAACUUUUUAAUCAACGUUAAUCCAACAGUAAAUUGUUUCUUAAUAUGCAAUUCAUCAAGAGCUAUUAGAUGAGCAACACUUUAACUUGUAAAUUAUUGCUUUGCUUUUACAACAAAACUCCAACAUUAAGUAACCAGAUUUUGGGUUUGAUUUGGGUUUAACCUCAACCCAUUUGAUUAAAUGUUGAGUCAACUUUUCUGGUUUAACUUCAAGACUUUACUUUUAGAUCAAUUUAAAUUGUAGUUAGAAUUCAAUUAAUGAUCAGCACUUUGAUUUAUCUCAUUUUUCCCUGUCAUCUUAACCAUUCCUCAUGAACAUUCCAUGAUCAGGUGAAAUCAAUUUUGUUGAUUAAAUCCUGUCUAUUCUUGGAUCCAUUUACCUCAUAAACCAGGUUAAUAAUGAUGAUAUUUUUUUGCUGUUCCUUGAGCAAAGAAAGAAAAAAAAUGAUGAAAAAGAUUGAACUUCAUAUUCAUUUCCAUUGGAAUCCUAUUCAUUUUUCCAUCUUUCCAUCAUCAUGAUCAUCAAGAUCACUAUUUAAGCUCUCGAUAUAUAUACAUAAAUAGAAAUAUAAAUAUUAAGAAAUGAGAAGAAGCAAAAUUAUUAUUAUACAAUGAUAAAUAUUAUUAUCUGUUCAGAUGAUGAUGAAUUCAGUGAAGCUGAAACAAUUAUUGUUACUAUGGGAACAUAUAUAUAUAUAAAUGAGUAAAAUUCAUUUCUUUUUUUUGAUGAAACAUGAUUUUACCUGGAAAAUGUUGUGUUGUUUGAAAAAUUGUUUUCCUCUUUAUUUUGACCCAUUUAAAUGAUUACUCUUUGUUAUUGAACAGCAAACAUUUAAAUCAUCAGCAUCACUGUGAUGCAUAUUAACUUGAUCAUCUUCAUUGCCAUAAUCAGUUGAUUACUUGGCUUUAAUAAGGCUUUAAUUUUUGGCUCUGCUCUCAUGUAAAUUCAUGAGUUUAACUGGAAAUAUAAAAGCAAAUGAAGCUAAAAUGUUUUUAUGUUAUAACUUGUUGUUGUCACUUGAAAAGACUGUAUUAACUGCAUUUGAAUGUAACAUAAAAAUAAAUGUAUCAUUAAUAUAAAUAUUGGUAAUUAUUAUUAUAAAGUGACAAUGAUUGAUGGCUUGUAAUAAAAUAUAUUAUUAAACAUUAUAGUCCAUGGUUUAUUAUAAUAAAUUGACAAAUCAAUUUGAUUGCUUUAUCCAUUUGAAAUCGACAACAUAAUUUAUGGUUGUAACCAGUUGAUCAUGAGGUAAGUUGACGGGUUGAAAGAGACAUCUUUUGGGUUCUCUGGUUUUGUCUGGGUUCACUUUGGUCUUUUCUGGUUUCCUCCAUAUUAUUGUCUCUUGGUUAAGUUGGGUUUUGGUAUAAACUUGACUAAUUUAUAUUUAAAGUAACCAAUUAAAGGAAACAUGUGUUGUGAUUUAGAUGAAA
Tetranychus urticae (two-spotted spider mite) is the source of this 4561-nucleotide messenger RNA. Its product is annotated as SCY1-like protein 2. Gene Ontology annotation, molecular function: ATP binding; protein kinase activity. The record is from RefSeq and is a predicted model, not a curated record. Gene Ontology annotation, biological process: protein phosphorylation. NCBI's taxonomy places the organism in Eukaryota, Metazoa, Arthropoda, Arachnida, Trombidiformes, Tetranychidae.